AUGGCAGAAGAAAUGUGCGUAAGAGGCUACCAUUUUUCUGCGAGCGAGGUGAAAAUAAAAAUUCACAAUUUCACCAACAAAUACCGGGAGGAAAAGAAAAAGGUAGGGCCUUCAGGAGGGUCUCCUUCAAGAUGGCGAUAUUAUCAAAGGAUUCACCAGCUCCUCGGUGGCUACAAAGCUUUUAAUAUAGAGAGCGUUAUUGAGGAGAGUAAAGUGAUUGACUACCUUGAGAAGUCGGUGGAUAUCCGUUCAUCCACGCCAAUUUCGGAUGAGUCAGUGGAACCUGCAAAGAAAAGGAAAAUGAUUAAUUUUCAAGAAGAGAUUCUGUCUGAAUUUAAAAAAUCAAAUAAAAAAGUUCUCGAUUUUGUUAAAUGUGACUAUGAAGAAACAAAGAACUUCCAGACUCAGAUGAUUACUAUUGAGGAAAGAAAAAAUCACUUGUUGGAAGUUUUUAGAAUCGAUGCAAAAUAA
Rhagoletis zephyria (snowberry fruit fly) is the source of this 471-nucleotide messenger RNA. RefSeq lists its product as uncharacterized. NCBI's taxonomy places the organism in Eukaryota, Metazoa, Arthropoda, Insecta, Diptera, Tephritidae. Gene Ontology annotation, biological process: positive regulation of DNA-templated transcription. The record is from RefSeq and is a predicted model, not a curated record. Gene Ontology annotation, cellular component: nuclear body.